This is a messenger RNA of Coprinopsis cinerea okayama7#130, 1698 nucleotides long. RefSeq names its product tbc1 domain family protein. Gene Ontology annotation, biological process: activation of GTPase activity. The transcript is spliced from 9 exons. Bases 1 to 1698 code for a protein of 565 amino acids. The record is from RefSeq and is a predicted model, not a curated record. Gene Ontology annotation, molecular function: GTPase activator activity. Lineage: Eukaryota; Fungi; Basidiomycota; Agaricomycetes; Agaricales; Psathyrellaceae. Gene Ontology annotation, cellular component: Golgi apparatus.
AUGCUCGGGAUCAUGCAUCCAGCAUCAUCAGGGACGGGCAAGAACAAGGGCGACUCCAUACAGAGAACAGCAUCCACAGGAUAUGCAUACCACAGCGCGACGGCGAGCUCAGAUACAUGGGCAGAAGAGGAUCCUUGGGAUUCUGCUUCCGACUCUGAAGUUCCCAGAGCAUCGACGCUCUCGACACUGAGAGUGAUGACAUCCAGCAAACCGGUACCCAUGAGUCGCCAGACUAGCACCCGCAGCGCAACGACAGGAAACCACGACUCCAAUUCUAGCACGUCAACACUCGCCUUUUCAUAUACCCAUCUAAGUGCCCCUGAUCCUUCAUCGUACCCUCCCAAACGAGAACUAGAAACCGGACGAUCUGGUGUUGGACGUGGGGAAACCCUGCCCGAAGAGCCUCAACCAAUACGACCGGAUAUUUCACCCUUAGGACGUGGCAAGGAAGCAGAUCUUCGGUUGAGCCAGGAUCCAUCAUCCAGCGACGGUGCACCGAAACAAGGCUGGACAAUUGUCCGGGGUCGAUCGGUGGAACGGAGAAAGAACAAGGUGCAAAACCAGGCACUCGAUUCAAUCAGACCUGAAGCUGUUGAUAUCGUCAACGACCCCCUCACUGGUAUCCGAAAUCCACGCAGACGGAUAGCACCAUCUCCCAAACCCACGACACCGCCAACGACCUUCACCACCUCUCGUUCUCACUCUCCUCUCGCAAAUGCAGACCCUCGAACGAGCUCUUCACUAAAGAAAUCCCACGAACGCCAGCAAUCGACCGAGAAGCUCAUGCGAGAGCGCUCCAUACGCUCCAACCGUAAACACAAGUUCAUCGAAUGCUUGUCGAGUCGAGAUAUCAACAUGAACGAGUUACGGAAGCUGGCUUGGGCCGGCAUCCCUCAAGAGCUCCGGCCUAUGGCCUGGCAAGUCCUGCUGGGAUAUUUGCCGCUAGCUUCGGAUUCCCGAGUCACCACGCUAGCGAGGAAACGCAGCGAAUACCAAUCGAUGUGUGAAGCGACGUUUGCUCGGGGGAGAGAAGGACUUGACCAGCAGAUUUGGCACCAGAUUGAGAUCGACGUUCCUCGAACGCGUCCCGGUGUGCAGCUGUGGAUGUUCGAAACAACGCAGCGUCCACUCUCAUACCAGUGCCUCGAACGGAUACUGUACGUCUGGGCGAUCCGACAUCCUGCAAGUGGCUAUGUGCAAGGCAUCAACGAUCUGGCAACCCCAUUCUUCCAGGUGUUCCUGUCCGCGUACAUUGACGCAGAUCCCGAAUCGUUCGACCCAGGUCUUCUCCCCAAAUCAGUCGUCGACGCCAUUGAAGCCGACUCGUUCUGGUGUCUUUCAAAACUCCUAGAUGGGAUUCAAGACAACUAUAUCUUCGCUCAGCCUGGCAUUCAACGAAGUGUUCGAAGAAUGCAAGAGCUGGUUGAAAGAAUAGAUGCUCCGUUGGCUGCCCAUCUAGAGUCCCAAAACGUGGAGUUUAUGCAGUUCUCGUUUAGGUGGAUGAAUUGCUUGUUGAUGCGGGAGAUCAGUGUGCAAAACACCAUUCGGAUGUGGGAUACCUACCUUGGUAUCAUCAUGUUCCUGCAGUCCCUUCCGACGCAAGACUGGGGCGACCACGAGAUAGAGAUGCUUCUCUCAGAAGCCUUCCUCCUCAACUCUAUCUGGCACAAUGCUCAGAGCCAUUUCGGUGGAAAGUAA